UCUGCUGUGUCUUCAUGUUGUUCCUGUUCCUCUCUGAGCUGAAGGGAUUCAUAGCCACUGAAAUUGGUGGGUCUGGAUAUCCAGGAUGAGAUAGGUCAUCAUGAGGUGGGGCACAUAGACAACUCCAUGAAGGUUCCUCUCAACCAUGGAUAUGGUUGUCGCUUCGAGGGAGAGUUCACUAUUAACAAAGUACCAGGUAACUUCCACGUGUCGACCCACAGCCCAGCCCCAGAGCCCUGACAUGACACACCUCAUACACGAACUGGCCUUCGGGGAGAAACUACUGGAGUACGUAGCCUAUAGCCACACAGGAAGGAUUAUCCCAGCUAUCUGGUUCCGCUAUGACCUCGGUCCAAUCACAGUGAAGUACACAGAGAAGAGACAACCCCUCUACCGGUUCAUAACUAUGAUCUGUGCUAUCAUCGGAGGGCGUUCACGAUAGCAGGCAUCAUAGACUCCUGUAUAUUCACAGCCUCCGAGGCCUGGAGGAAGAUCCAGAUAGGAAAGAUGUCCCGAGGACGUGUCACUACGCUGUCCCGAGGACGUGUCACUACGCUGUCCCGAGGACGUGUCACUACGC
Molecule: messenger RNA, 580 nt
Organism: Oncorhynchus masou masou (cherry salmon)
Lineage: Eukaryota; Metazoa; Chordata; Actinopteri; Salmoniformes; Salmonidae
Product: endoplasmic reticulum-Golgi intermediate compartment protein 1-like
Exons: 5
Coding region: 146-442 (98 amino acids)
Source: RefSeq, a predicted model, not a curated record